GUUGAACUGAUGGCAGAAAUAGGAUUAGAUGCAUACCGAUUCUCUAUCUCCUGGUCAAGACUAAUACCGGAUGGCAGAGGACCUAUUAACCCCAAGGGUUUGGAAUACUACAACAACCUCAUUGAUGAGUUGAUUAGCCACGGGAUCCAACCACAUGCUACAUUAAUGCACUUAGAUACACCACAGGUGUUGGAGGAUGAAUACGGUGGUUUUCUUAGUGCGCGAAUUAUAGAAGAUUUCACUGCAUAUGCUGAUGUUUGCUUUAAAGAAUUUGGUGAUAGAGUUGUAUAUUGGACUAUUAUCAAUGAACAUAUAUUUGCCUUAGGUGGUUAUGAUAAUGGCGCUUCACCUCCUGGUAGAUGUUCUUACCCUUUCGGAAUUAUUAACUGCACGAAAGGAAAUUCAACAACUGAGCCAUAUCUUGCUGCUCAUAAUAUGUUGCUUCAACAGAUUCUACAGAAGAUAAAAUUGCAACACAGAGAGCGCAUGAAUUUUUUAUUGGCAGUGUAUCUGAUGCAACCAACUGUUGUACCUGAUGCUAAGAGUUGUUGUACCUGA
Molecule: messenger RNA, 558 nt
Organism: Spinacia oleracea (spinach)
Lineage: Eukaryota; Viridiplantae; Streptophyta; Magnoliopsida; Caryophyllales; Amaranthaceae
Product: beta-glucosidase 11-like
Biological process (GO): carbohydrate metabolic process
Molecular function (GO): beta-glucosidase activity
Source: RefSeq, a predicted model, not a curated record